This is a messenger RNA of Orbilia oligospora ATCC 24927, 1443 nucleotides long. RefSeq lists its product as uncharacterized. The coding region runs from base 1 to 1443 and encodes 480 amino acids. The transcript has a single exon. The record is from RefSeq and is a predicted model, not a curated record. Lineage: Eukaryota; Fungi; Ascomycota; Orbiliomycetes; Orbiliales; Orbiliaceae.
AUGUCGACAUCUCCUCCAUUGACUUAUAUCCUAACGUCCUUAGUCGCCUUUUUACUCCUUCCUCGAAGUUCAAUAUGUCCUAACCCAGACGAAAUCAUUUCAUCAGCGCUAGCGUUGACUAACCCUAAGCUAGUCAGACCUAUCCUCGAAUUCCCAGCUAAUGAGCCAAAAGUUCACUACCUUCCUAUGACCGCGCAACAAUAUGAAAACUGGGUUUUCGAGAACUCUCAAACACUAAGCUACAUAGCUCUCCAAAUAGAAUGGCUAGAACAACUCCGCAAUAGCUGUCCGCUGGGUCCAUCACCAUCAAUAUCCGGUCAUCCCGGCGCCCGUCCAGUCUCGCCUAGAAGUUUAGCCUUCUUGAUCCGCACACUAAAGGCUACUAUCACCUCAUUUCAAGAGGAUAUAGUUAUUAUGUCGCGGCCCGUAGGCGAUCUAUACGAUGUUGGAAAACUUAUUCGCGAAACGUUGGGGUGGUCGAAGAACGAGGCACCAACGCAAGCCUGGAGAGUGGUGGAUACUAUCAAAGGGGGGAUAAGUCAGAUGCGAGCUUUUUGGGAACAGUACAGUUUUCUAGAGAAAGAAUCUCGAGAGGAUUGGGAUGGUCUUCCGAAAGAUGAUUUGAGUGAGAGGGUUAUAUUCGUGGCGACAAGGAUCGCACAACCAGUGCCAGCAGAUAUGGAAGAAGGUGAUGGAAACGAUGAAAUUCGGCUUUUGAACGUUGAUGCGGACUCAAUCGCAAAGAAGAUUGAGACGUUUCAGACGCAGUUGAAAUGGAUGAGACACGCUGUAAAGAAGGGAGAAGAGUGGGCUCAAGUGGCUGAGGAUAGGCAACUUGAUAAUCCGGUUUACACGCAAAUGCUGGAUCGGAAGAAAUAUGAUCCGGAUCAUAAACCCGGGAUAAGAAAUCUUGAUUUUAAUCUAAUUAAUAUCUUCAAGAAGGCUGUGAGAUGGUAUGAAUGCUGGAUGCAGCCGAUACAAUAUAUGAUUAUGUUGAUGGAAGAAUUGACACCACUUUACAGCGUAUACGAGGGGUCAAAUGCUGUAGAAGGUUCACCAUAUCAAUUAAAUAUCAUCGAUGAUUCUAGCCCUGAAAUAAAGGAGAUUCUCUCAGGUAAGGAUGUUAAAGUACAGGAAGAUGAGGAACAAUGGUCAAGUCGACCGAUGCAACAAAGCUUUCUCGAGGAUACUAUUUUGAAAGAAGAAGGAGCUGCAGUAGGAGAGAGCUACUUAGACAACGAGGUUAAAGUAGAGAGUGGUCAAGAUCAGUGGUCUACCCGACCGAUCAACCAAGACUAUCUUGAGGAUAUCAUUUUCAAGGAGGAAGAAGGGGCAGAAGUGGGUCAACUGGUGAAGGAAGAUGAAUUGAAAAAUCCAAAUGUGAUGAGUUUGGAGGAUAUUGAAGAUCAAUCUACAACAAUUUAUGUAUCAGGAGGAGGAUGA